UUUUGUUUAUUCACCCUAAUAGCGAAAUGAAUUACUUCAUCAUGCAUCAAGCCGACAAAUGGAAUACGAUAAUUUGUUGACACGGGAAGCAAGAGGUCGCUUUGUAUAUUCUGCUUGUCAUCCCCAACGGGGAUUUAGACAAAAAGUUAUGAAAAUACCGAUUCUGAUUUAUGACACGAAAGAGGUUCAUACAAACAUAACACCCAACCGAAGUCACGUGGUAAUGCAAUACCUAAAAACGAACUUCCUCCUACGUAUUUUAUUUUAUAUAUAAGCAAGGAAAUUCACACAUUCUCUCUCAUUUAUCGAAAUCUUGACAGCUACGAAAAAUUGGUUUAGCCUAUAGUUGGUUGGUAUAAACGUGCUUGUGAUCGUCAUUCUGUUACCUUGCUAACAAAUUUGCUUUACUGAAACAUCUUGUGCAGCAUAUAUCUCGGACAUCAUGACGAUAACUAUAAUAUCAACCGCACAUAUUAUUUCGAUUUGUUAUCAAUCAAUCUUGUUCGUGGUCGGUGUUCCUGGCAAUCUCCUCAUUAUAUUAACAUACUGGAAAAGACCGCAACGAACCAGCAGCGGGGUCUUUAUCAUCGCCCUGGCUUUAGCCGAUCUCGGCGUGUGUCUUAUGAGCCCCGUCGUCAUCUACAACUACGUAGAGUACUACAACUACCCCAGCAAUUCCUUCUGCAAGUUUCGCUACUACACCAACCAUGGGUUGAUUUACGUUUCGCGGUUUCUUACGAUCGCCGUGGCUAUCGAGCGAUACCUCGCCGUCUGCAAGCCGAUGUCGAGGAGAAUUCCGCCGAAGUACGCUGUCGUGAUCGCGGCGUUGUGUGUUCCCAUCGGGUACAUCCUGACGAUUCCAAUCGCUGUUGCCUUCCGUACCAAAGAACUACCCGGUGAACGUACGAUCUGCUCCCCCGACAAGUCCGAUCCCGCUAUCAAAUGGACAUUGAAGGUGAGCUUUCCGAUCACAUUCCUCGGAGGUCUUCUUGUCGUUGUCGUCUGUUAUGCCAAAAUAUAUCUGGUCAUCAGGAGACAGAUGCGCCUUCGAGAACGAAUGCAGGGAGGGCAGUCUGCUGUCAUCCUGUCUACCGAAGAUGCAACUACGACUUCAUCGUCAAACCGUGUAACCGCUAAGACAUCGUUUCCCAGUCGAUCCCAGGAGAGUGAAGACACAAGCAGUGGCCUACGAAAAGAAGGGAUAGUCCUUACAGAAAUAGGAAAUGAGGGUGUGGUUGCUGCCCAACCAAAGAUGGAAACUGACAACAAUAAGAACAUUUCAUCUGUAAAGGGACAGCUAGCUAAAGAUGGCGUCGAGAAAGUGUCAAGGAAGAAAAGGAAAUCCAGCUCGAAAUCCAAGUCCAGUUCGAUGGACAGUACGACGAAGAUGUUGCUUAUUGUUACCGUGGUGUACUUUGUCUCAUUCUUGCCUCAGUUCGCCACCAUCCUCACCCCCAAAGCCAGCUUGAUAAAGUUCAAAAUCAAUCAUAAGACUGGCUACGAAGUCUUCGCCUUCGUUCGAAGCCUAAUCACCAUAAAUCACAUCAUCAACCCAUUCGUGUACGGGUUCAUCAACAAACGAUUCAGAAAAGAUUGCAAGGCAACUGUCAUUGGUCUCAAAGAUAAAUAUUGCAGGUGCUGAGUCUUUCGAUCUUAAUCUUGCCGAUUAGGGUAAAAAAUACUAAACAAAGAAAUUGAAUUUUGUAAGGUGAAUUAUCUUUACUUUUUAAGCUGAGUAAUAAGUUUAAUUUGUCACUCCCAAUCCAAACGCACAUGCACAUACACACCCACAAAACAAACAAAAAAAUCCCAUACACACAUCUAUUUCUCAUCCAUUUACCCAAACAUACAUCCAAACACACCCUUACACACACAUAAAUCCUACAUACAUUUCACAUAUAUCCCACACACAUACACAUUACACCCGAACCAACACAUCCACACAAACACACCCUCACAACACCCAUACAGAGUUUACUGAUAAAUAAAUCUAUGUAUAUUGUUAUUUUGCAUGAUAUUGGCAAUGACAAUCAUGACUAUAAAUGACUAUUUUUGUUAUAACCAGGAUGAAUUACCAUCUGUAUCCGUGGGAAAAUGAAUAGGACUUUUUUCUAGGUCAUGUAAUAUAAAGAUUAGCGAUCAAUCGCGGGGCUUGUCUUUAAAAUAGAUCAUUAUGCAAUAAUCAAUGCAAUCAAUCGUAUAAACCAGCCCUACAAUCAACCUCUCAGUUUUAUGUUAUGGGGUCCUGUAACCAAAAGAAAAAAAAUCACAAUUUCUAUUUGAUAGAGAUGCGUGCAACUGAGUUCCUGGUUGUUUUUUAAUUGCUCAUUGCUCAUAAGUAAAAAAAUGAAACAAAAAGCAAAUAAAAAGGAAUUAAUUUCAUAAGGAAAUAUUUUUUUAGCAUGUUUACCUUGGUGAUACGGUUAUAGUUGGUGAAUUGUUGUGAAACUUAAUGUGUUAACCCUGCAAUCACGGACAGAUUACUUCUGUUUACUAUGAAAAAUAGAACAUGUCAAUGUACUAUUUGCUUAAAAAAUAUAGGUUCCAUGCAGGUAUAUUAUAUUUCAUCUAGACGAAAAUGGCCUCGGUGAAUCAGACAGACCGCCAUAGUGAAUAGUGUUGAAAUACCAUUUGGGAUAAACACGAAAAAGACUUAUGGAAAUAGAUUGUAUAAAUCGUUUAUUUAAGCCUGCUUUGUUUCUUGUCAAGUGUAGCGCCCGUUUAGUUGUGAAUCGAAAAAAAAAUAUUGAUGUAAUAAUUUAGGCACUUUAGAAUAUGGAUAUAAUAUCGUAAUGGAUACAAUAUAGUAAAUAUAUUAGGUAUUAAUCAUUUUUUAUGUUUGUAGACCUGUGUGUACUCUAUCAAAUUGUGUAAGCAAAUUGUAUAACUCGUGCCAAUUAAGAUUACAGUGUGCGGAAUAUAUUUACAGGUGUGUACAUAAUUAACAACAUAAUAGUACUUUCAUAUGUUGGAUUCAAAACUAUAAACAUCUAAAGCAAAGAUGUAUGUCCGUUUGUUAUUUCCCACAUUUCUUCUUUAUAAUUAAAGCAGUUUGUAAAACAUCAAAUGCCAAAUAAAUUUGUAUGCAUUGAUAGUAGCAUUUAGUACUUUCAUUUGUUGGUUUGAUAUGUUUUUGUCCGUAUGAUGUCUUUAACCUUAUCAUCUUCGUAAUUGAAGCAGUUUGUAAAACAACAAGUGUAAACUUAAAAUGUGUAUGUAAUUGAUAUUGGUACUUUCAUUUUGUUGAUUCGAAACCGUAAAAUUUAAAGCAUAUAACUUCCCUAUUUGAUAUGUUAACGUCUGUCUAAUACUUCUUACAUUAUAUUCUUUUUUAAUUAUACUUGAGGCUCAUUUUGAUAAUCAUAAUUAUAGGCCUAUUUAUCAUCUCAAUAAAUUCUGUA
This is a messenger RNA of Lytechinus pictus (painted urchin), 3401 nucleotides long. RefSeq names its product cholecystokinin receptor type A-like. Gene Ontology annotation, molecular function: G protein-coupled peptide receptor activity. Bases 443 to 1642 code for a protein of 399 amino acids. Gene Ontology annotation, cellular component: plasma membrane. Lineage: Eukaryota; Metazoa; Echinodermata; Echinoidea; Temnopleuroida; Toxopneustidae. The record is from RefSeq and is a predicted model, not a curated record. The transcript has a single exon. Gene Ontology annotation, biological process: neuropeptide signaling pathway.